GGGGAAUGCCGACAUUGAUUCCAAAAAGUAAGCGUGGAAUCUUGUCUUUGCGUGGGGAAAAAAUGAGUCUUCUUCAGUACCAUCAGCAAUUUUUGUGAAUGCAAUGAGACGAAAGAAAGAUCACUUCUAGCUCAACCUUACUCGUUCGACGAAAGCACGGUCGUAGUGAAAGAACGAACCAUCAAUCCUGACCGCGACUUCACACGCAUCCCCGCUCGGUCGGCGGUCUCGGUAACACCUAAUCACCGCCUCUGGACCGGGCGUGCAGCUGCCGGAACGGCGUGCCGUCCGAGGUGGGAGGCGCCAGCCACCCGGGGCGUCCUCCGCCGCCGGCGGCGCGCGGCGCGUGCGCUGGCCUGCCUAUAUGACGGCGGCGCGGCGCGGCAGCAGCUCAGUGCCCGGCACGUCAGAGCCGCCCACCGUACCUGAGGACAGCUCCGGAGGACCGCCGCCGUCCCGUCAGCCGCCACAGACCGCCAGCCAGCAGACAGGAUGGGCGUCUGGUCGUGCCUGCCGGCGCUGCUGGCCGUAUGGAGUCUGGUCAGCUGCCAGCCGACCGGCGUCAGCCGCCAGCAGCUGCAGCCCGCCGUGUCCUCCCAUGACGGAGUGGCGCUGGCGCGUCUACGGCGCUCCAGGACACCGCGAUCAGGAGGCGGCACGGGCCGGUACCUGAAGGCCGGCUCGGCGGUACCGCCCCCGUUCCAGCGGGUCAGUCAGAUGGACAGCGUAGUGAUCGAGUGCGAGUUCCGUGGCGCGCCGCCGCCCGUCAUCGACUGGCUGCGAGACGGGCGCGUCAUCCACCCGGCGAGUCUGACCGAGAGUCUGGAGGAGCGCACCAACAGUCUGACCAGUCUGUCGGCCGAGCCCACCCAGGCCAUCGCCGGCACUCGCGCGAGGCUCUACCUCGACUGUGUGACGCCCAGGGACCAGGGUGUCUACACGUGCCGGGGCCAGACGCCGACGGAGACCAAGAGCGUGUCCACCCGUCUGUUCGUGGAUGAGCCGCUCAGCGUUGAGAGCGCCGCCCUCUGCGAGCGUGUCAAAGACAUGGACGUGUCUCCGGCCCGCAUCAUCCAGUGGAGAAGACAAAUUCUCGCCCAGAUCGGCGACCCGGUGCGUCUGAUCUGCGAGACGACCGGCUACCCGGCCCCGUUGAUAUCAUGGCACAAAAACGAAGAGCCCAUCGCCACCGGCGACCCGCGGGUCACGGUGCUGCCGAACGGUGAGCUGGUGAUUGAGUCUCUCCAGUGGUCCGACAUGGGUCUCUACACGUGCCAGGCCGCCAACGAGUUCGCCACCGACAAGGUCACUACCUUCCUCUACCCGUUCUUGCCGGAAAACUGAUCAAAAGGGUCCACCAACGAUCAAGACUGUUACGACGGUACUGCCACCUAUCGCCAGAAGCACGAAUGUCAGCUUCCUGAAAGUCCGCCGGCCAGGGCGCUGCAGGCUGGCCGCUGAGCCCGUCGGAACACAAGGGUGGCAAAGCCGUGACUGUGGAGCGCAUAAUGUGUCUAACUUUUUUAUCGAAUGUCUUUUUCUUCAUGUUGUGUACAUAUUACUCGGACUGAGGCCAUCGUGUGGAGUACGUUUGCUCUUUUGGUCACUGAAUCUCUCUAUCAUGUGAGCUUCCCAUCUGGCGCUGAGACGGAAGCCGGGUGUACCGUCACGUCUCGAGGCGCAUUUAUGUGAUGUCGAAGACCAGUGCAGCGAUAUGGCUACGGCAGCCAGCUGUUACGUGUUGCUAGAUGGAUAUCUCACAAGCGAGCUAUGAUUGGUUCUGCUCAUCAUGUGCUGUCAGAACACCCUUUUCUUUGUAAUUUUGCGAUGUGAAAACCGAAUGUCGCUGAAACGUUCAGCUAUACGGCCGACCGAAUACGGGUGGAAUUGAUGUGCCCAGUCCUUCCAUUUCUGACUCGCUCACCACCUAUCAAACAGGGAAACUUGCGAGCCUAUGUACUAACGCACUUACCAUUGAGUUAUCAUCCUUUCAUCCUAUCAUUUUUGUACCUAUUUAUUAUUACCUAUUUUUAAGGUGAAUGAAGUAGAAUAGUUUAAAGGAAUAACUAUUAGUUGAGCUGUAUAGUGGGUAGAAAGUAACAGGAACUGUGAUAUCGCAAUCUGGAAGCUUUCUUAAUUUAUCAAAAAUAAACAAAAUAUUUUUGAAAGUUGCCCGAACCCUGAUCAACUCAGGGUUUCCUUCUCACAAAUACAAAUCUCUAAAUUUCGGCGGCAAAAGAUAAUGUUGCAGGUUACAAGAAUGUUUAAAGCACACAAAAAGUAGGAAGAGAAAACCUCGUUUGAAGAAUUCAUCCAAUCAAUAGAGUGCUCUCACAUUCUGACAAGUCAUCUAAAAAUGUAAAUAAAUAAUCUAUAAAAUCUAAAGUUCACGCACAUAGGUACCUAUUGUAGCUAAUUAUAUCUAUUGAUUAUUUAAAUUACAUCUAUUGGUGACCGCAGCCUCACGUCUUUUGUUUGCCAUCCUGAAAACUCCACUGUUCACAACCGUUUUUUUUGCUACUUACGUUUACAUGAAUGUUCCUAGAUUGUCAUUGUAAUGUUAGUCCUUGAGACGGGGGCCAUGUUAAACAGUCGUUAUGUAACGCUCUGUAAACAGGCAUUACAAAUGGCUGUAUCGUUUAACUAACGACGUGAAACCACGCUAGCAUUGCGUUGCUUCUCAUGUCGAUUCGCUGUUUCGUUGUCUCCAUAAUACACGAUGCGAAACUAGA
Messenger RNA from Amphibalanus amphitrite, 2732 nucleotides. RefSeq names its product neural/ectodermal development factor IMP-L2-like. Gene Ontology annotation, biological process: homophilic cell-cell adhesion; dendrite self-avoidance; axon guidance. Gene Ontology annotation, molecular function: cell-cell adhesion mediator activity. Bases 493 to 1344 code for a protein of 283 amino acids. Gene Ontology annotation, cellular component: axon; plasma membrane. Lineage: Eukaryota; Metazoa; Arthropoda; Thecostraca; Balanomorpha; Balanidae. The transcript is spliced from 11 exons. The record is from RefSeq and is a predicted model, not a curated record.